Messenger RNA from Diutina rugosa, 900 nucleotides. It is a transcript of the gene SUI2, whose product is annotated as translation initiation factor eIF2 subunit alpha. The record is from RefSeq and is a predicted model, not a curated record. Gene Ontology annotation, molecular function: translation initiation factor activity; ribosome binding; RNA binding. The transcript has a single exon. Bases 1 to 900 code for a protein of 299 amino acids. Gene Ontology annotation, cellular component: eukaryotic 48S preinitiation complex; eukaryotic translation initiation factor 2 complex; eukaryotic translation initiation factor 2B complex. NCBI's taxonomy places the organism in Eukaryota, Fungi, Ascomycota, Pichiomycetes, Serinales, Debaryomycetaceae.
AUGAGCUCGAGCCACUGCCGAUUUUAUGAGAACAAGUACCCCGAAGUCGACGAGGUGGUGAUGGUGAACGUCCAGGAGAUCGCCGAGAUGGGGGCGUACGUCAAAUUGUUGGAGUACGACAACAUUGAGGGGAUGGUGUUGUUGUCGGAAUUGCUGAGAAGACGGAUCCGGUCGAUCCAGAAGUUGAUCCGGGUGGGUAAGAACGAAGUCGCCGUCGUGUUGCGUGUCGACAAGGAAAAGGGUUACAUCGAUUUGCUGAAGCGCCGGGUGUCGCAAGAAGACAUCGUCAAGUGCGAUGAGCGCUACAACAAGCUGAAGGCGGUCCACCUGAUCUUGCGCCACUGCGCCGAAAAGUUCGGCUUGCCCCUCGAGGAGUUGUAUCAGACCAUCGGCUGGCCGUUGAACCGCAAGUACGGCCACGCCUACGACGCGUUCAAGUUGCUGAUCACCGAACCCCUGGUGUUCGACGACAUCAAGCCGACUUCGGAAGACGUGCUCAACGAGCUUAAAUUGUACAUUCUGCGUCGUUUGACUCCUCAAGCGAUCAAGGUCAGAGCCGACGUCGAAGUGCUGUGCUUCUCCUACGAAGGGAUCGACGCCAUCAAGCGGGCGUUGAAGGCGGCGGAAGCGGUGUCGACCGAGACGAUGCAGGUGAAGGCGAAGCUCUCGGCGGCGCCUCUUUACGUGAUCUCGGUCCAGGCGUUGGACAAGAACCAAGGGGUGGCGUUGUUGGAGAAGGCUAUCACCGCCGUCACCGAGGAAAUCACCGCCGCUGGUGGUGAAGUGAAGGUGAUCAUGGAACCUAAGGCGGUCACUGCCAACGAAGACGCGCAAUUGCAAGCGUUGUUGGAGCAGAAGGCCGAGGACGACAAGUCCGAUGACGAAUCUGACGACGAAUAA